GACCCCGAAAGGAUGAAAGGCAAAGUCGACCUCGGCGGAAUUUGAACUCAGAACGUAGCGGCAGACGAAAUACUGCUAAGCAUUUCGCCCGGCGUGCUAACGUUUCUGCCAGCUCGACGCCUUACGACAGUGAAAAUAUUGAUACGACAACUCAUUUCACAUUACAAUAAUGUUUUUCUAAAUUUUUGCAUAAGGCCAACGAUUUUGAUAGGAAGGGCAAAUCAAUCACAUCGACUCCACUGCUCAACAGGUACUUAUUUUAUCGACCCCGAAACGAUGAAAGAAUAAACAGCAGUGUCAUCGAAACUUAGAACUUAACGCUGGAUAUAUAGCACAAGUAAUAAAAGCAACGUUUAUCUAUAGAGUCAGGCUAAUUUGAAGAGACCGUCUGGAUUAAAAUUAAUCUGUAGUUGAGCAUCAACGGGAAAAAUUAUCUUAUGGAAACUCAGAUUCGCUUCAAGGACCCAAGAUGAUGUUUUGAAAGACUUUUUUUUUCUAUGGAAAAGAGAUUACAUUUUAUAUUGUACUAUACCAUCAAAUACUGUAAGCCGACUUUCUGAAUUACUAACGAGUAUCUAAGUUGCUGGAGACAGGAAAACAACCGACAAGAAUCAGUGGAGGAUUUACCUGGAGUAUUUACCUGGAGCAUUUACCUGGAGGAUUUACCUGGAGAUGAACAGUAAUGAUAAAGACACAAUGGAGAAAGAAACAACACAGACAAUGCGUAUUGACAGAAGGCCUAUAGACCGUGGAUGGGCGUGGGUUGUCUUGACAGCUACCACAUUAUUAAUGUUGAUUGUGAUUGGUAAUGCCCGGAGCUUUGGCAUCUUUUUAUUGGAAAUUCAGCAUUUAUUCAGUGCGUCAUCAUCGGCCAUAUCAAUAAUUCUCAGUACAGAAUAUGUUGCAAAUUGUAUAACAGGAUUUGCAGCAAUGAACCUUCUGGCAAAAUUCAUCUCAUUCAGGACAUUCGUCAUUUGUGGCUGUACUCUCUGUUCAUUAACUUUCAUCUUUGAUUCUAUUUCAAAAGAUGUAUUCGUAAUACCCUUCAUCCAUUUACUUAAUGGUGCGGGACUUGCUUUUAUAUACGGAUCUUGCAUCGUUAUGCAGAGUACCUACUUUAACCGCUACCUUGGCACAGCAAAUGCGAUAUCUGCUUGUGGUGUUAGCGUCGGACAGUUCACUCUUCCGUAUUUACUCAACUAUCUUAUAGUAACCUACGGAGUCCGCGGAGCUCUUCUUCUGAAUGCUGGUAUUUUUCUACAAUGCCUUGUUUUUGGAGCCCUUCUACGCCCCAUCAGUUACUAUGACACAACAACACGUUCGAAAGUCACCAGUUCUACCGAUGUAGAACUAAAUGAAAGAAAUACGACUGCUAAAGAGGAAAAACAAACCGAAUCGAUAAAACUAGAAUCAGAUGAUGACGGAAAAAUCUCUCCGUUUUUGACAGACUCAAAAGAAAGAGAUAGCUUGAAAUCAGUAGGAUCAAAAGAGUCGACUAUGGACUCACCUUUGUCGUCUCUUGUAACUAAAGAACGAACCGAUUUAAAAGACGGUGGCAAAAAUGCUUAUUCAACCGAAAACUCUUCUGGUACGAUGAAGAAUCGCAGCGUUGAAACUGAUACCAAACCGCUUUUAGUACGAACAUUAGUUGGACUUAGAAGAAAUUUUCGUAAACUUUUGGAAGCUCCAGAUUUUACUCUGUUCAGGGAAAAAAAAUUCAUCUCAGUAUACAUUGGAACAAUUCUUGGGACUGCAGCUUCCUCCAUGCCACAAGCAUUUUUCCCAGCUCAUGCGGUAGACUUAGACAUGUCCUCUGAGGACGGAGUUAUUUUUCUUACAGUUGGUGGGGUGGCCGAUUUUGUGGGUCGUCUGCUCAUGGUUCUCUUAGCUGACCGAAAAUUUUUGAACCGAGCUCAACUGCUUGGCGUUACCCUCAUCACUCAUGGAGUAGCUGCUUGCUUUGUAUCAUUCUAUACCAAAUUCUUUCUGUUCGCAAUGUAUUGCGCUUGCUAUGGAAUCUCCAGUGGUAUAUAUUUUUCCAUCUCGAACACGGUGAUGGUGGAUUUUAUUGGAUCUCAAAGAAUGUCGGAUGCAAUCGGCUUGAUGAUAUUAGGCUCAGGAAUAAUUGGAACAAUAAGUUUUCCAUUUACAGGUUACCUUCGUGACGUCACUGGUUCUUACAAGUUUGGAUUCAUUCUGAACGGUGUCUGCCUUCUCAUAAGCGGUGCGUUGUUUCUUGCGUCGACCUUUAUAAUCGUUUAAGAAACAUUGAUGGAAGAGCUGUGAUUGUUGUCAUCAACAUGGUCAAUAUCAGUUGUAUCACUAUUGACAGAUUCCACAACACUGAAGACAGC
Messenger RNA from Octopus sinensis (East Asian common octopus), 2354 nucleotides. RefSeq names its product monocarboxylate transporter 5-like. The record is from RefSeq and is a predicted model, not a curated record. Gene Ontology annotation, biological process: monocarboxylic acid transport; transmembrane transport. The transcript is spliced from 6 exons. NCBI's taxonomy places the organism in Eukaryota, Metazoa, Mollusca, Cephalopoda, Octopoda, Octopodidae. Gene Ontology annotation, molecular function: monocarboxylic acid transmembrane transporter activity. The coding region runs from base 673 to 2262 and encodes 529 amino acids.